Molecule: messenger RNA, 3697 nt
Organism: Haliotis rufescens (red abalone)
Lineage: Eukaryota; Metazoa; Mollusca; Gastropoda; Lepetellida; Haliotidae
Product: mucin-5AC-like
Exons: 15
Coding region: 64-2712 (882 amino acids)
Source: RefSeq, a predicted model, not a curated record
ACUGUAGUUCAGCGCCAAUAUACAUUACGUGUGACACCCGACCUAGUUUCACACACUGCCGACAUGGCCAUGCUGUACACCCGUCUCAUCCUCACAGUUGGAGCUCUCUUGGUGGACAUAUGUCACAAACACGUGGAUUCUGCUCCAGUUCUUGCUACCAACAGACGUGUUCCUGUGGAGGGUGUCAGUUUCAGCAUCACCUGUACAGGAGUUGCGGCUAUCACUUCAGCUACUCGUUUCUAUAAGGAUACUUCUAUCCAGGGCGGCUGCUUAUCAUCAGGCAGCUGUGGGACAUCUGUCUCUGGAUACAACGUGAGUCUGGACAGUACAUCCAGGAUCCUGACUCUAGACAUCGCAUCACCAGAUUCCGUCAGAGACAGCGGGACAUGGAGUUGUACUGAUGGUGCCACAUCGUCUGAUACCAUCACACUGUCACAGUUUGCAGCUCUUCUGGACUGGAGCUCUGUGACAUUCUCUCCACAACUGACUUCUCUCCCGUCCUCUGUGACCCCACAGAACACUAUCUCCGUCAAGGUGACCACCCCGUGUGCUACCCCUGCCGCCGUCAUCACAUGGAGAUACCAACAGGGUGUGAGUGGCGUCCUUCCCAGCAGUACAUCUUCCUCCCAGGGAUCAUGUCCAUCAGGCCAGGUCCAGACAACCAACACUCUGUCUCUGCCAGGAAACACAGUCAGUCUCUACAACAGACAGGUGUCUCUCACUGUCAGUGUGGAACAUGACUCCUUUGACCCGCCCACGUACACAAAGUCUGUCACUUCAAAUACAAUACAGUUUCCUGUCCCAGUAACGUCUGUGACACUGACAAACAUCAACUCUGAUUAUGAGAAGAUAGGACAAGCAGUGGGUCAACCGCUGACCUUGACCUGUGUGACUUCAGCCAGCUUCCCGACUUCUGCUGUGACCUGGGUGACCUUGCCAUCAGGAACCACUCCUACAGUCAGCACAGAGACGACAUCUGGUGUCCUGGUGAAGACCACAAGCUCCGUCACAUUCACGGUCAGUAAGACUGACCAGGGGAGGAGCAUUCACUGUCAGGCUGAAAACAUCAACGGUCAGACAUCCCCACAGUCUAACAGAGCAACACUGGAGGGUUGGUACGGACCCGACACAAACCAGGUGAGAGUAACAAAACCAGCAAACAUCGUCGUGGCAGAGGACCGUGACCUGACCUUGACCUGUGAGACCUUGACCUCUGUAUCUCCUGGAGUGACCUUCACCUGGGACUACAGUGAUGGGUCUGGCAUAGCAGGAGGAAGUACAGGAUCUGUGACAGGAUCAGCGGGUACCACGUGGUCUCAGACUCGGACAUUCCGUCCUGUCAGGAGCAAGACAGAUGUCAGGUGCAGUGUGAGAAACACCAGGACAGCAGUGGCGGUCACCAAGACUCUGUCACUCGGGGAUGUCAAGUACCCACCUCCAGGCCGCCCUACAGUCCAGGAUUUCCCCUCUGUGAUGUAUGCUGGAGUCCUGAAGACCAUCAGGUGCACAGUGACAGGAGGCAACCCUCUGGCUUACAUCACGUGGUCCUGUUACAACACCAGCAACACAGGCAUUGAGUCCAGCAGUGAGGGAACCAAGACAUCCUCACUCACCUUCCUGGUCACUAAACACCAGAACUCCGGACAGUGUCAGUGUGGAGCAUCAUGGAUGUAUGGAGGAUACAAUGAGACUGUGACACAGACGUUUACUGUCUAUUAUCCACCAGACAAACCCACCACAACCAACCCUGGUACUCUAUGUGAAGGAGAGUCCAUAUCACUGACCUGUUCCUCGUCCCCUGACCAUGGCAACCCUCCGGCCACCUUCUACUGGACAAAGAACAACGCAGCAGUCCACACAGGCAGCUCCUACACGUUCUCUCCAGUGGAGGCUGACAACGGAGCUGACAUCAGAUGUGCUGCUGGUAACACCUACACAGAGAGAGCUGGAUCCUCACGUCAACAGUCAGAUGCCAGGCAACUCAGUGUAUAUUAUGUUGGCGUGCCAACAAUAACUCCGGCUGCCACACAGACCAGGAAGGAAGGACAGAGCUUGUCUCUGACAUGUUCAGCUGAUGGUAAUCCUGACAACGCUGUCAUCGCCUGGACCUUCAAUGAUUCCCCCAUGCCAGGGAGCAGUGUGAUGAAAGCUGACCUGAACAGAUCUGAUGACGGGGAAUACGUCUGUACUGGGAGAGUCAACACAGGCAGUGUGUGUCCUGGUGGUAGUCUACAGGAGAGGUCUACUGUCAGGGUGAUUGUUAACUGUAAUCCACACCAGUCUGGUGUGUCGGGGUCAUCACUUGGAAUUGGCCUUGGUGUAGGACUGGGGAUAUGCAUCAUUGUUAUCAUAGUGAUGGGUGCAGCACUGAUCUAUCUUAGAAGGCGUCACCUACUGUCACCACAUGAUCGAGGUAGACCUGCUGCUCAGAUUCAAGACAGAGACACUCGGGAGCAACCAAUAGUAAACACUCAGAACUCAGACAUCCAGGAUCUUAGUCAAUAUGCCAGGUUUGAGGAGUGUGCAUCGCAGCCUUAUUCCCAGUUGAAGAUCUACGAAAACACUAAAGGUUGCGUGCCACAUGAGCCGGAGUAUGAAGGUAUACAGGAGCGGUCACCAGCCACCUACGAAGCUGUGGAGUUACAUACGUAUGAAAACAUGGACAGGAAAGUGAAAGAUCCGACCUACGCCAAUGCAUCAACAACUGAGUAAAACGUAUUGAGCCAGACAAGAAAAUAUGAUACACCAAGCAUAAAUUUACAAGCUCUUCGUGACAAACUGCUUCAGACAAGCAAACAAACAUGACAAUGAUUCACUUGUUUUUAAAAUUCUUCUGAAAACGCUCUUUAGGUUUCGUAGAAGACAGCCUGUUACAUCCAGAUUAAGAUCCAUUAAUUAAUUGAAAUUAUGAUUGAAAUAUUUUCUCAAGGGUUUUGAAUGCCACACGAAGUUCAGAAAGAUAAAGAUGUACAACUUGCCUUGCCAGGAACUUUAAAAGGAGGGGAAUAAGUCACAUGAGCAUGUUGUUAUACCUCAACGAACAUGCAUCUUGUACAAUGUAGGCUACCAUACAACAUACCUUGUUUCAUUCCAGAACAACCAAUUACUAAUUACACCAAAUUGAUUUCAAUCCUACUUUCGGUAUUUUCAAAUCUAACACACAGCAAUACAACACUGAGAUUUACACACUGUUACUGAAUCACAACCCAAACCAUUCAUACCCAUUAUUUCGCAUAGCUGCCUAGACAUGUACAUUUUACACGAGGUAACCCUCUGACAGAAUGGAACAAUUCUGGCCACACCGAAUUGUAACAGUCUCUGUAAUUACCCUUUUGAAAUCGAUUUUCCAUUUGAUCAAACUGCAAGAACAAUGAUGUUUAGUAGCAUAAUUGAAAUGUGUAAAGUAAAGCUGGUCGCUGAUGUGUCUAUAUUGUUAAAUGGGAGCUAUCAUCUCAGCUACAAUAUACAGUUAUUUGACUCUGUCCAGAAGUGUAUCAACUACACUAUAAUAGAUUUAUGUAAAUGUAAAACACCGUUCCUGCUGCUUCCCUCUGUUUGUAUAUACUCUAUCUUUUAUACAUAUGUCAAUGUUGUUACUUUAUAACGCUAACCAUGUGAAUGUUUUGGAGAGGUCUGCGGAAGUUGUGAAAACUUGUGCCAGAUCCUUUUCCUUGUAAAUAAAAUAUGUUUAAAUCAA